Messenger RNA from Aspergillus oryzae RIB40, 1089 nucleotides. RefSeq lists its product as uncharacterized. The record is from RefSeq and is a predicted model, not a curated record. Bases 1 to 1089 code for a protein of 362 amino acids. The transcript is spliced from 4 exons. Lineage: Eukaryota; Fungi; Ascomycota; Eurotiomycetes; Eurotiales; Aspergillaceae.
AUGGCCGACCAAAAGGACGCCUUCCAGGCCCUGUCCAGUGAGAAUCGCGGUACACUGAUCACCUUGACCUCAGUAUCCCUUCUGAUCGUGGCCAUUAUCUUCGUGGCCGCCAAGUUCGGGUCUGCGAUCUACUUCAAGCAGCGACGCACCGCGGUCAAUACUCCCAUUUGGGCGGCUUUGAUUCUUGCCAUCAUCCAAGUCGUUCUCCUACAGAAGGCUGUUGAUCAUGGACUGGGAAGACACCAAGACCUAUUUAGCGACGACGAUAUCCAGACCUGGAGCAAGUUCGCAUAUGUUGCGCAUAUCCUGCUCAUCGGUGCUAUGUCGCUUUCGAAGAUGUCGACCAUUCUGCUGAUUUGGAGGUUAACGCCGAGUAAGAUCCUGCGUCGCAGCUGUGCUGUUGCCACUGGUAUUGUCGUGGGCUGGUCGAUAUUCGCGGUGUUGGGUAUCGCGUUUCAAUUCUUCAACAUCCUCACGGAGGUCAUCAUCGUCGUCCUACCCUUCUUCAUGAUGCGCAACGUCCAGAUGGCCUGGCACAAGCGAGUGAAGAUCUUGUGCUCCUUCUCCGCGCGCUCAAGCGUCGUCUGCCUCGGGAUUGCGCACCUCGCCCUCAUCUCCUCCUUCAGCCACUCAACCGACGUCUCCUGGGACAUCGUGAACUGGGAAAUCAUCGCUCAAACAAUGAUGCUCACUGGCGUCAUAACCGCCUGUGUUCCAACCCUCUACCACAUCUUCGCCGGCCUACACUCGGGCCUCACCACAACGCAAAUCCCCGAUGGGAUCGGCCUCGAACUUCCGCGGACCAAGGUAAGUGGGUAUAUCAACCAGUCUUCCUCGGGGGCAAGCCAGUCAGCUCGCGGCCGUUCGAUGAAAAUCGGGCGGUCGAUGUUCGAUGGGCGCAAUACGGACGGGGUGGUUACAGAGGUUUCAACGGGUGGGAAUCUGGGUCGUGAUGAGGGGGAUAGACAGUCGAGCUCGAGUGAAGGGGCGGAGAGUACGAGGCAUUUGACGCAGGGGAACGGGGGUGUGCUUAGGACUGUCGAUGUCACGGUGAGUGUUGAGAAACAGGAUCAUCGUGAUAGACUUUGA